CCCUCUUUAAUUUCUCACAAAAAUAUAACAGAAAAAAACAGAAAAGGAGAAAAAAAAUAAGGGAAAAAAUCAGUUAAAUAGGGGUUUUAAAUUUUCCCGGCGAAAUGGAGAAACCUGGAGAUCACGCAACCGAAUCGGAAACGCUUCCUCACAAAUCCAACGACCUAGAGAACACAAAUCAUUCCCAUGAAUCAGAACACCAAUCGCACAACAACGAUUCGACGGAGAAGGCGACGCCGGAAUCGGAAUCGGAAUCGGAAUCUUCCCAGCUCAGCCUUACCCAGGUGAUGGAAGCCGUGGACGAUUUCAUCCAAUCGCUCUCCUCUUCCACAGAUCCGUUACAAGAGAUCCCUCCAGCGGUGGAGCCGUUCCCGGAGACGGUCGAUUCGCUGGUGUCGAAGAUGGAAUCAUCUGGCCUCGGUCGGGACGAAACAGAGGACUCCGCGUUCAUCGACGCCGUUAACCGCAUCUCGAUUUCGGUUAUGAGACUGAGGGAGCUUAAUCUAGAUUCGACCCCGGUUUCCUCGUGGUUAAACCGGGCGAGUUCGGUUCAGCACCAUGCCGUAUCGCUUCUCGACGAAGAGUUCCGCCAUCUCCUCGAUCGCUCCAUAGAGAAUAACAAUAAGAAGAAAAACGACCACGAUGAAUCGGACAACAACGACGAGCGGGAAGACGCGUUCCCGGAUUUUCCACCGGAAUCAAUCGCCACCUUGAAGAAGAUCGCCGGAGCCAUGAUCUCCGCGGGUUACGAGACGGAGUGCUGCAUGUCGUACGAGACGUCGAGGCGCCACGCGUUCAAGGAGGAGCUGAGCGGGAUGGGAUACGAAGGGAUCGUCAACAACGUGGAAGACGUGCAGAGGAUCCCCUGGGAGUCUCUCCAAGGAGAGAUCGCUUCGUGGAUCUCUAUAGUCCGCCGCUGCUCCUCCGUGCUUCUCCCCGGAGAGAUCUCUCUCUGCAACGCCGUAUUGCCUGAGCAAGAUCACGCUAAAAUCCGUAAACGCCUCUUAACAGGCUUUCUCUCCACGGUAACGAUCCGGUUCCUAGAUUUUUCAGGUGCCGUGGUGCUCACGAAACGGUCUUCGGAGAAACUUUUCAAGUUCCUUGACAUGUACGAAACCUUACGAGAGUUGGCCCUUGCCGUUGAACAAUCGGACUCAGAUCUGAUCCACGAGAUUAAGCUGGCUCAGACGAGGCUAGGAGAAGCAGCAGUGACCAUCUUUGGGGAGCUAGAGAACUCGAUCAAGACCGAUAUUGGAAGAACACCGGUUCCAAGCGGAGCGGUCCAUCCAUUAACACGUUACACCAUGAACUACCUGAAAUACGCAUGCGAGUACAAAGACACUCUAGACCAAGUCUUCCAACACUACGAGAAGGCUGAAUCAGACCAAACCGAACCCGAACCGGAGAACCAAAGAGAAGACGACGAGGAGUACAAAACGUCAGCUUUUGCUAGACAGAUGAUAAGAGUGAUGGAACUGCUCGACGCAAAUCUAGAGAUUAAAUCGGCGCUGUACAGAGACCCAUCGCUGAGAUCAAUAUUCUUAAUGAACAACGGGAGAUACAUUCUCCAGAAGAUCAAAGGCUCCACGGAGAUAAGAGACUUGAUGGGACAAGCAUGGACAAGGAAAAGAUCGACGGAGCUUAGACAGUACCAUAAGAGCUACCAGAGAGAGACUUGGGGGAAAGUGUUGCAAUGCAUGAAUCAAGAAGGGUUGCAGGUGAACGGGAAAGUGUCGAAGACAGCUUUGAAAGAGAGGUUCAAGAUUUUUAAUAACAUGUUCGAUGAGAUUCACAAGACGCAGAGCACGUGGAUCGUGAAUGAUGAGCAGAUGCAAUCGGAGCUAAGGGUUUCAAUCGCGGCUCUAGUGAUUCCGGCUUACAGGUCUUUCUUUGGGAGGUAUAAGCAGCAUAUUGAUUCAGGGAGGCAUACGGAUAAGUAUGUCAAGUAUCAGCCUGAAGAUAUCGAGUCUGUUAUUGAUGACUUGUUUGAUGGGAACCCAGCUUCUAUGGGACGGAAGAGGACUUGAAAACUAUGUGAGUAUGAUAUGGUUACGUACUUAUGAUUAUUUUUCCUUGCGUUCAUGUUUAUAUAUAUAACCAUUCUCGAUCUGAGAUUACCAUGAAAACUUUUUGUUUUUUUUCGUUUAAAAGUUUGGGUUUUUCUAUCGUUAACGUCUUAUGUUUUAACU
Messenger RNA from Raphanus sativus (radish), 2189 nucleotides. Its product is annotated as exocyst complex component EXO70B1-like. Gene Ontology annotation, biological process: exocytosis. The record is from RefSeq and is a predicted model, not a curated record. The transcript has a single exon. Bases 105 to 2027 code for a protein of 640 amino acids. NCBI's taxonomy places the organism in Eukaryota, Viridiplantae, Streptophyta, Magnoliopsida, Brassicales, Brassicaceae. Gene Ontology annotation, molecular function: phosphatidylinositol-4,5-bisphosphate binding. Gene Ontology annotation, cellular component: exocyst.